CCUCUAAAAUACCACUGCACAUCCAUCCAUAUCCAUUCCAUCUUCAGUUCAUCAAUUGACCAAUACAACAUCCUAAUAACCCAUACUUCUCGAUCUACAAACUCUACAACCGCCAAAAUGGUCCUCAAACGCAAGCGCUCUGACUCCGAGAUCUCCACCUCCAGCUCCCUCCUCUCCUCCCCCCUCUCUGCCUCCGGACACAUGUCGAUCGACUACCCCGUCUCCCAGACACAAAUCCCAACGCCCUCCUUAUUCUCCUCUCGAACUCGCAAACGCUACCGCGAUAACCGUCCGUCCGAGUCCGAGGUACAUCGUAUGCCGUGCCUUUACCUCUCACCCAGCUGCCCACCUCUAAUACGUUCUGUAGAACACACAUUAUCACUUCUUUUCUCUGGCGCGCAGAAGCCGCAACAAGCAACUCUACCUACCUCUUUCCGACAGUCGAUAAAUAAACCACAAGAACCGGUAUCGUCGUUGCCGUCGAGCAGUCAAUCGGGCUCGAGUCAGCAAGCUAGUCUACAUUCGUUUUGGCAUGGGCCGAUGGCCUCGGGGGGGCGGCAAUCGUCUCCCAGUAGUAAUUACUCGAACUCUUCUACAAACACACCCUCGACAGCAUCACAAAUGACAUCGUUCUUUCCAGCUACGAAUUGUGAGGAUUGUGAUGGGUCGUUGGGACAAUCGGAUGAUGCAGAUAUGAUGGAUGUGGAUAUGAUGAUGGACAUUGAUAUGGGAGGAGCGGGCAGCCAUGCGUGUACAGCGUGUGGGAAACAGGUGUGCCAUAGUUGCGCGGUUAGUAAUCUGGGUGCUGAGAGGAAAUGUCUGAAUUGUGCUGGGAGGAGCAAGGUUACACAGGGCGGCGGUGCAUUUGGAUGGGUGAGGGCUUACUAGCAUUCGGCUUGUGGAUAUGGGAAGGCGUUUUGCUUUGGAAAAUGGGGCGUUUGGUGUAUCGGAUUGAAUAUGGGAAUUGCAUAGUGUACGAGUAUACAAUGAGUUCAGUCGAGAUUGUUACAACUACCUCUUUCCAUUCCGUUCGUGAACGCCUGUCUCAAGUGGCCUUAGGGUCUCCGACACA
Messenger RNA from Cadophora gregata, 1072 nucleotides. RefSeq lists its product as uncharacterized. The record is from RefSeq and is a predicted model, not a curated record. NCBI's taxonomy places the organism in Eukaryota, Fungi, Ascomycota, Leotiomycetes, Helotiales, Ploettnerulaceae. The transcript has a single exon. Bases 118 to 888 code for a protein of 256 amino acids.